UAAAUUAUUAUUGUAAAGGAUCCAUAUAUGAUAGUCAUGUUACGCCAAUUCAGUGUUGGAAAGUACUAGUUACCUUUGUGUCAACUGGAAGCUCUUAAAAGACGUGUGUUUUGACUUGUCUACAAUUAAUCGUUUACAUACAGGUACAGUAACUCAUACAAAUCACAGUGCACGUAAUACGUGUCAUGCAGCGCCCCACUCCCUGUUUAAUAUACGAAGCCCGUUCUAUGUUGAAGCUCCCGCUAGCAUAUCGAUUCUGCGACAGACUGUUCAGACUGCCAGUUACUGCAUAUGUACCAACGGGAUCGAUGAUCUGAUUCAACGCGCUGCCGCCAGUUGGACACUUAAACGCUGAGAAAAGUAUUGCUAUUUCAGCAUAGUCAAAGGCAAUAUUUAUACUUAUAUCACACUUUCGUUUUUCCGGGGUGUAAAUUAGUUCAAGUUGCUCUUUGGGUAUCUAUCUAAAUUUGUGUGUGUGUGUGGAUGUGUUAAUCUUGUACGGAUUCUUAUUAGCCGAUAUUCAAACAUUUCUCUACAGUUUACGUUAUAGCCCACUUAAUCGUAACUAUGCGAUAUAUCGUGCUUAUUUCAUUGCAGGGACAAACCGCCGCACGACAACCGUUAUACGGGCAUUCCUCGUAAGCAUAUGUUUUUCUAUAGACAUUACCUUGUCAUUCGUCGUGUUGUUGCGAGCUUUUUGCCUGGAUAUGCUACAGUAUAGGGUAAGACGCUUCGUCUUCGUGGAGGCUUGCCAUUGGAAUCCCCUAAAAUCGCUGAGAAGGUAGUUGGUGCAGUUGUGGCUGAACUGCUUGGGGUCUGAGUCGGCACUGAAAUUUUCCUUUUCCAUCUCUCCAGUUUUCGCUUACCGAUACUACAGCAAGAAAGGAUCUCCUGGGAAACGGUGGUGCUAUUUGUUGUCUACAUAAAUGGCGGUCGACGGUUUUCACCUCAGUGUUUGGUGUAAGCGUCAGUGAACACCAAGGAUGAGGGUGUCGAUAAAGGAAGUACUAUUCUUAGUGGCUCUGAUAGUCACACACGAUCGCAUCGCCUCGGCUUCUGGUCAGCCAGUUUCUCACGAGGAAACAUCGCAAGAAGAAGAAAUCUCUGCACCCGGCGAAUUUCCACUUUCGCCUUUGUCUUCAUCUUCAGAUGACAUUAGCGAUCUCAAGCGCCAAAACCUUGUCAAAGUUCGAAAUGAACAUCGUAAAAUUGACGAACACAUCGAUCGCAAGUCGUCGGAGAGCAUUCACGCAGCUGCUUACCUUCCUCCACCAACGACCGUUGUUCAAACCGUUCACACGCGGCCAGCUGUCGUAGCGGCCCCGCCUGUUCUGGUUGCCCCUCCGACGGUGAUCGUGCCGGAGCCUUCAGUUGUCGUGGCUCCGACGCAACUUCCUGUUGGGCCCCUUCAUCCAGUUCCUGUACAGCCGCUAUAUCGACCAAAGCCAGGGGUAGUACCCGUUGCGCCAAUUCAUCGAAACCAUUUUCUGCCACCAGUUCCUGUUGCUGCUGCUCCUGUGGCACCGCUACUUAGUCCCUUAUCUUCUCCUGUGGGGCACAUUGGUGCUCCGGUGCGACCAACUAUACACGUCCCGCAUCGUCAGCUGCACAUCAACGGACCUGCAGCCCCACCUGCACUUGUAGCACCACCACCACCACCACCGUCACCGCUGCCUCCGCAUUUCUCUCAUAUUAUUCCAGUAGCACCUGCCCCCAUAUUGGCUCGUCCACCUGUUCCGAUUCACCGGCCCAUACCACCGCCGCCGAUAUUUAUCCAUAAAGUGAUUCAGCCGGUUCCAGUGGCACCUUUACCGCCGACCACAGUCAUUGUACACCGACCCGCGCCUUAUCCACUGCGUCCACCAACGCAACGCCCCAUACUUUUUGAAAAGGUCCACACGCUUACGGGAUGUCAGAUACUGGAACCACAAAAACAGAAAGAGCCUGUAAUCGCUCAAGAAAUGCCAAUGUUAAUGAUGACAACGACGACGCCCAAACCGAAGCCAGAGCCGAUGAUGCCGGUCCCAAUGCCCAUGAUGUCGAAACCGCACCACCACUUCCACAAUGUUUUCAAGUACCCUCUAAUGUCACAUGAUCACCAUAUCGAUACGCACCAUCAUGCGCAUGAUAUGCACGACGUACAUGAUAUGCACGACAAUGGCGAUCAUGAACAUUAUCAUGGUCACUCGUGGGAAAGUCAUGAAGAUGAAGCGGGAUCCAGCAAAUCCAAAUGGAAGUUUGGGAAGCUGUUCAAGAAGAAUAAAGGCGGGCACACUCAUGACCAUAAUCAUGGACACGGGCAUAGAGGACGCAAAGAAGGCAAAAGGAAAUUUAGCCUGUUUGGUUAGCACAAGCAAAGGUGAAUAGACUAUUAUUUCGAAUCGGUCUGGCCUGUUGUUACUUUUAUAAAAAAAUGAACAGAUUCCCAAUAAACUGCCGAAGCUGGUCUUCAGUUAAAUUCUGUAUGUAUUUGUAAAAUUAAAUCAAAAUAAAUUGAUAAAAUAUUAAAUAAAAUGUGACAAUAUGUAAUGUAUGCAUGGUGCUUUAUUUGCGAUUAGAUUUAGAAACUGCACCUUAACUAUUAUAUAAUAAAUGGUAUAAGACUGCAACGCAUGCUAAUGAAUACCUAGCUUCUAUGGAAUAAAUAAAGCUUAGAUAUAAGACAGGCAGAUCCUUUUGUUUAAGCUGUAACAUGGAUUUAGGAUGAAGCAUUUUACAUUAUAUAUGUUCGUUUAAAAGCCAUUCUUAAUUCGAAGGCAAUAGUAGGAACGGACACAAUAACUAGCAUAAAAAAUUGGUCAACAAAGACCCGCUUCAUUUCAAGGCGACAGCUAAUUCGGUUCGUUU
Molecule: messenger RNA, 2847 nt
Organism: Varroa destructor (honeybee mite)
Lineage: Eukaryota; Metazoa; Arthropoda; Arachnida; Mesostigmata; Varroidae
Source: RefSeq, a predicted model, not a curated record